AUGCCCCACCAUUCUUUAGGAAAGACUUGGCCAGAACUCCGGCAGCUUUCUGGCUUUGGCACAGGGCACAACCAUUCAGUGCUCCCUUCCCUGAAAAAAUAUCUUUACCGUCUUGGUUAUCUGGACACAGUUGGGGACAUAGGAGCGUUCCCUCGUGUUUUUGAUGAACAUCUCCAGGCAGCCAUCAAGAUAUACCAACUGUUCUUCAACCUCAAUGCUACAGGAAUACUCGACUCUGCAACAAUGCACCACCUGAUCCAACCGAGGUGCGGCGUAAGAGAUAUCAUCAAACCCCCAAUCUGGGCAAAAAUCCACCGGAAUAUUAAUGUUAUCGGCAACUCAAUUUCAACGCUCUGUAAGCUCAAUGGUGCUCGCUGGCCAGCAUCAAGGAGGAACUUCUUGUACAAGAUCUGGAGGACGGCCGACCUUGAAAGAAAGAGGAACAACCUGCCAUAUCCUAUAGAAGAUCUGAGACCAGUGUUCCGUGCAGCAUUUGAAACAUGGGCCGCCGUCUCGCCGUUCGUGUUCGUAGAGACGUUAUUGAGACCAGACAAUCUACACAUCGUCUUCUACAGAGGGAAGCACGUAAGUUGUCCGAUGGCAUUUGAUGGUCGUGGUGGGUCGCUGGCGCACUCUUUCGAUCCACCGAUUGGGAUCACUCACUACGACGCAGAUGAUUUAUGGGCGAUCGACCCUCAGAAAUUGGCAGAAACAGAGGGGUCGAAUGACCUGCAGUCAGUAGCCCUUCAUGAGCUCGGCCAUCUGUUGGGGUUGGAUCAUAGUUCAGUCCCUGAAGCAGUCAUGCAUCCUUCCCUGAAACCUCAAACAAGGAAGGUGGAGCUCCAUGAUUGCAACCAUCAAGGCUCUGUAUCCCGACGGCUGAUUGAUUCUCAAGGCUUUGACAUGGCUCUGUAUCCUCAGGGCUUAGUGAUUCUUAGAGUUUAA
Nymphaea colorata (pocket water lily) is the source of this 945-nucleotide messenger RNA. RefSeq names its product metalloendoproteinase 5-MMP-like. NCBI's taxonomy places the organism in Eukaryota, Viridiplantae, Streptophyta, Magnoliopsida, Nymphaeales, Nymphaeaceae. Gene Ontology annotation, biological process: collagen catabolic process; extracellular matrix organization; proteolysis. The record is from RefSeq and is a predicted model, not a curated record. The coding region runs from base 1 to 945 and encodes 314 amino acids. Gene Ontology annotation, molecular function: metalloendopeptidase activity; zinc ion binding. The transcript is spliced from 2 exons. Gene Ontology annotation, cellular component: extracellular matrix.